This is a messenger RNA of Morus notabilis, 1985 nucleotides long. Its product is annotated as SHUGOSHIN 2. Gene Ontology annotation, biological process: maintenance of meiotic sister chromatid cohesion; meiotic sister chromatid segregation. Gene Ontology annotation, cellular component: nucleus; chromosome, centromeric region. The record is from RefSeq and is a predicted model, not a curated record. The transcript is spliced from 16 exons. Bases 122 to 1702 code for a protein of 526 amino acids. Lineage: Eukaryota; Viridiplantae; Streptophyta; Magnoliopsida; Rosales; Moraceae.
AUCUAUCCUGUUGUGUUAGGUUCGGAAGUAGGGGAUUCAAAUAUAGGCUCAGGUUCGAGAGAGAGAGAGAGAGAGAGAGAGAGAUUAGGGCUUGACUCUUGAGCUUCCGAUUCCCCGCGCCAUGGAUACUGCCAUUCUUGUCGACUCAAACAAUGUCGCUGUCGGAGCAGAUGGUAAAUAUUAUGUUGAAAAGCUGGAAAAGAAGCUGGAAAAGGCAAAAGUGGAAUUGAUGAAGGUUCUUGCGGACCGCAACAAGCUUAUUGAACAUUGUGUGGUGGAGCUACGGAAACUGAGAGUAAACCUUUAUUCGCUUCAAUUCACAAGUCUCUUUACACUCUUCUUUUUCUUACAGUUAAAAGUAGUUCAGCACGAACUCGGAUGCAAAAAUGGACUACUCAUAGCAAGAAAAGUAGAGGCAGGGGAGAGAGGAAAAAUCAUUACAUGUCUGGAUUAUAAUAAUGUGGCCGGUUCAAGUCAUCAUGAUGAAACAGCAAAAUCCUCUCAAGCAGAUAAAGAAACUAAACCUAGUAAUGCCAACAAGAGAAAACAAGCAAGGAACCAAUCUUUGGGCUGCCCUCCUGUUAAAGCAGUCUGUGCUAAAGAGGAGGUUAACAAGAGAAGGAGUUGUUCGAGAAGGCAAUCUGCACGGUUGAAAUCCAAAGGAUUAGAAGUAACUGAAGACUCUUUUCCGAUGGAUAAUGCUAAAAUUCCCGUUUCUUCUACACAUGACGAUCAGAUUGAUGCAAGCGGUCAAACAAUACUGGAAUCAUCAACAAAAUUUUUCUUGCUGCUUUCAGGCAAAAGUGGAAUUGAUGAAGGUUCUUGCGGACCGCAAUAUUCGCUUCAAUUCACAAGUCUCUUUACACUCUUCUUUUUCUUACAGUUAAAAGUAGUUCAGCACGAACUCGGAUGCAAAAAUGGACUACUCAUAGCAAGAAAAGUAGAGGCAGGGGAGAGAGGAAAAAUCAUUACAUGUCUGGAUUAUAAUAAUGUGGCCGGUUCAAGUCAUCAUGAUGAAACAGCAAAAUCCUCUCAAGCAGAUAAAGAAACUAAACCUAGUAAUGCCAACAAGAGAAAACAAGCAAGGAACCAAUCUUUGGGCUGCCCUCCUGUUAAAGCAGUCUGUGCUAAAGAGGAGGUUAACAAGAGAAGGAGUUGUUCGAGAAGGCAAUCUGCAAGGUUGAAAUCCAAAGGAUUAGAAGUAACUGAAGACUCUUUUCCGAUGGAUAAUGCUAAAAUUCCCGUUUCUUCUACACAUGACGAUCAGAUUGAUGCAAGCGGUCAAACAAUACUGGAAUCAUCAACAAAAGAGGAAGAUGAAGAAAAUGAUAUUCCUGGAUCUGAAGAUUUGGGCCCUCCUACUGUUAAAGCGUUUGAAGUUAGAGAGGAGACGGAGAAGAAAAGACGUUCAAGAAGGCAAUCUGCUACGUUUAAAACUGAAGAAUCAGAAGCAACUGAAGAAUCGUAUGAGAUUGAUGCCAAAUAUCACGUGUCUUCUCUACAUGAUGAUGAAAUUGGCACAAGUGGUCAAACAUUCUCGGAAUUAUCAGUUAAAAAAGAAUAUGAAGGAAAUGCUACUGCUGGGUCUGAAGGUCAAGAACUUAGACGAUCAUCUGUUGGAAGGCCAUUGCGCCGAGCAGCUGUGAAGGUUCAGUCUUACAAGGAAAUUCCGCUCAAGAUAAAGAUGCGCAGAAUGGAGUGAGUCACAUUCUCAUAAGAGCUACAUUUUCUCAACAGCAGACAAUGUGGUUCCUUAAUAAAUGUAGUCUUUCGUCUCUUUUUUCUGGGGGUGCCUUGCAGUAACUGAUAUAGAGCAUGUCUUGUAUUGUUCUUCUAAUCCGUCCUUUCAGGGUAGAAAGCUUCUUGCUUGCUGUAGAUUUUAGUUCGUAACUUCUUGUACUCUAUUUUCAUCUUCAGAUGUUAACCAAAAUUGGGGAAAAUCUUCUGAUUUAGCCUAACAAAGUUUUUCUCUGUAAAAGUGAAGC